This is a messenger RNA of Belonocnema kinseyi, 754 nucleotides long. RefSeq lists its product as uncharacterized. Bases 14 to 754 code for a protein of 246 amino acids. The record is from RefSeq and is a predicted model, not a curated record. The transcript has 3 exons. Lineage: Eukaryota; Metazoa; Arthropoda; Insecta; Hymenoptera; Cynipidae.
CGGUGAUACCGCUAUGAGGGUUUUUAUAAUUGCUACCUUGGCCCUUUUGGUCUCCUUGGCAAACGGCCAAGACAUCGGAACCACCGCUCAAGUUCUUCGGAAUAUUUACUAUAGAUGCGCGGAUAGUGAUUCGAUGUUAGCAUGCGUGAAGCCCAAAGUGCUCGCCUACCUGAGUAAUGCAGUGAAGGAAGAAAAAGUAGCAAUUACAGAAGACUUGUCGAUUAUCAGAUCCAUGCGAGUUCCAGAAGACAAUCUGGAAGAAUUUUACUCUUCCCAGGAUUCUGCGGACCCUGCUAGGAAGGAGCUUCUUCGAUCUCUGAUGUUGGAAAAGCUUGAUGCUUAUUUGUCGAGUCACAAAUUAGAAGCCAAAUUGCCAGAAGCUAUUGUUGGUUCUAAUAUUGUUCCUAGAGCUUUGGUUGAAUCUGUUCCGAGGGAAGUCAGUGUUCCUCUUUCAGACUCAGAGAAUGGACAGGGUCGAGGUUUCGUCAAGAAGGUCAUGAUUCCCUUCCUUUUAGGUCUCAAAUUCAAGGCCACUGCGUUGGUACCUUUGGCUCUCGCUCUAAUUGCUCUGAAAACGUGGAAAGCUCUCACUCUUGGACUCUUAUCUCUGGUCCUGAGUGGUGCGAUGCUAAUCUUCAAAUUCACCAAGCCCAAAGUUGCCUAUGAAGUAGUACAUUAUGGUCACCCACCUGUUGAGCACCCACCCCAUUGGGACACAUCUGCACAAGGACCUUAUCGAGCCUACAGGAAAUAG